Molecule: messenger RNA, 395 nt
Organism: Perkinsus marinus ATCC 50983
Lineage: Eukaryota; Perkinsozoa; Perkinsida; Perkinsidae
Exons: 1
Source: RefSeq, a predicted model, not a curated record
AUGCCCGGUUCUUGUGUUAACAACCAGGUUGGUAAUCAGCCAGCUCCGCUACAUUCUACCGGGAUCUCUAAUCCCAAUCUCCCAGACGACGAGGCCCCCUUCGACGCCUCUCCGAGAUCUACUACUUCUACUAACGACGCCAACCGUCACUCAACUCGGCUGGCCAACCUCCCUGCAGCCCCUGGGCUCGACUUCCCUACAAGCAGAGCUACCAAGGGCAAAGAUUCUAAUUCAAGCUCCUGCUCGAAGAUUCCAAGACCCCCGACCCCUAGGGAACUUGCACUCCCCAAGGGAACUGAUGUACAACUUCGAGCUGAAAUCGACGCCCUCCACGGCGACAUCCAAGCUACUGUCGACCGAUUCGCGUCGGUUGACGGACUCGCCCAAGCCCGAAG